GAUUCAGUUUCUAACAAUUUUGCAAGGGAAUCGAACAAAAGUGCUCGUGGAUCCGUUUUCGACGAAAGGACUGAUUCCUGGUCAGCUGUUCAGUAUUUUCAGUUUUACAGCUAUCUCAGUCAACAGCAAAAUAUGAUGCAGGCAAGGCUUGAUUACAUUCGGACUUCUACGUACCAACGUGCCAUUUUGGCAAAUUCAAAAGCUGACUUCGUCGGUAAAGUUGUUCUGGAUGUUGGUGCUGGCUCCGGAAUCCUGUCAUUUUUCGCUGUGCAAGCUGGAGCAAAGCGCGUUUACGCUGUAGAGGCUUCGAAUAUGGCUGAACACUGCCAAGUUCUUGUGAAAGCAAAUAAGCUUGCUGGACGAAUUGUGGUUGUUAGCGGAAAAAUAGAGGACAUUACUCUGCCUGAACCGGUUGAUGUUAUAGUGUCGGAACCGAUGGGCUACAUGCUCUAUAAUGAGCGGAUGCUGGAGACAUACGUUCAUGCUCGCAAAUUUCUUGCUUUUCAACACCGUGCCAUGCGGAAAAAGGUCGCUGGGGAGAAUGGUAGCUCUGAUUCCGAAAUGAGGGACGCAUUUGUAAGCAAAAGUUACCAAAGUUGGGAUGAAGAAGUUUUUGCAGAACCAAAGCCCGGUGUUAUGUUUCCUUCUAUUGGUAAAAUGUUCGUUGCACCAUUCUCUGAUGAGGCUCUCUUCGCAGAAUUGUAUACGAAGGCCAACUUCUGGUAUCAGCAGAGCUUUCAUGGCAUGGACCUGAGUGCAUUACGCGGGGCUGCGAUUAAAGAAUACUUUAACCAACCGGUCGUAGAUACGUUCGAUAUAAGUAUCUGUCCUGUGACUGAGCCUUGCGUCCACAAUGUCGACUUCCGAACUGUUAGCGAGUCUGAUCUGGCUAACAUUGAAAUUCCGUUAGUUUUUCACGUCAGUCAAUGUUCAACUAUACACGGGUUGGCAUUCUGGUUCGAUGUUGGUUUUCUGGGCUCUCAGACGGAUGUUUGGUUAUCAACAGCGCCAACUGAACCACUCACACAUUGGUAUCAGGUCCGAUGCUUACUGGGAACUGCAUUAUUUGUACAAGAGGGUCAGAUUCUGACAGGCCACGUUAAAAUGGUAGCCAAUACGCGGCAGUCCUACGAUGUUGAAAUCGAACUUGUGGUUCCCGACAGUGACACAAAGAUAACGAAUCACUUGGACCUGAAAAAUCCACACUUUCGCUACACCGGAUAUCCUCCGGCUCCUCCACCUGGAUCCCACACAAAGUCGCCUACUGAGGUGUACUUCGCCAAUGUGUCAGGGUCGGCUACCACUGUUGUUGCCUCGCAGACGCAAUCCACAGUCAUUGCAGCCGAUCAAGGCUCCACUAGUCGGGGUGCAUUCGUGGCUACAAACUCCACGGCAAUGGGUGGCUCAGGUGCAACCCUUCUCUUUCCCUCCAGUGCUGCCACCGCCACUGCAGUUCCUGACCAAACCAUUGGAGUUGGCGGUGGCGCUGGAAUGAUUGCUGCGGCUACGGUUCUUCCCCAGUCGUCUUGUGGCGCUGUUGCCGGCUUGGUGAACGCAGCUCCCAUUGGUGCUGGUGAAGUCUUCCCCAAUGGAUGCUGGACUCUUGGAGGUCAAGCACACUUGCUCACCCCCGCCAGCACUCUGCAAGCUGGACAUUUUCAAGUUCCGACACCAACCGGAUCGAACGCUAUUGUCUACGACCCUCGAACGUCUGUUCCCUAG
Hydatigera taeniaeformis is the source of this 1722-nucleotide messenger RNA. The record is from the annotation of a GenBank genome assembly. Lineage: Eukaryota; Metazoa; Platyhelminthes; Cestoda; Cyclophyllidea; Taeniidae.